Messenger RNA from Setaria italica (foxtail millet), 1280 nucleotides. Its product is annotated as protein PYRICULARIA ORYZAE RESISTANCE 21. NCBI's taxonomy places the organism in Eukaryota, Viridiplantae, Streptophyta, Magnoliopsida, Poales, Poaceae. The record is from RefSeq and is a predicted model, not a curated record. The transcript has 3 exons. Gene Ontology annotation, biological process: regulation of defense response to fungus. The coding region runs from base 126 to 1013 and encodes 295 amino acids. Gene Ontology annotation, molecular function: metal ion binding.
ACUGCACACAACUCCCUCCCUCUCUGUCUCUCUGUCUCUCUCUCUCUCUCUCUCUCUCUCUCUCUCUCUCUCUCUCUCUCUACAUGUGAAAAAACGGAGGAUCAGCUCACAGGCUCACACCAAGCAUGGCAGAGAAGAUCUCCAUGAUAAUCGUCCUGGUUGACCUUGAUUGCCACAAGUGCUACAAUAAGAUCCGCAAGAUUCUAUGCCAGCUCCAAGACUGCGAGAGGAUCCGGACGAUCUCCUUCGACGACAAGAGCAAGACGAUCACCAUCGUCGGGCCGUUUGACCCGCAGAGGCUCGCCUGCAAGCUCCGGUGCAAGGGCGGCAAGGUGAUCAGGGACAUCCACAUCGUGGACAACGGCAGCGGCAGGCCGCCGCAGAAGAUGGCGGAACCGCCGCCGUCGUCCCCGCCGCCGAUGAAAAACGGCAAGCAGAAACACAAGGGGAAGCCGCCGCCGCCGCCCGCUGCCGACGAGCCACCGCCACCGCAACCUGCACCGGCGCCGGAGCCGGUGCCGGUGCACGAGAUGCCACCGCCCCCGUCCCCGACGCACCAUGGUCCACCUGACCGGGAGAUGUCGGCGAUGGUGCCGGCCUUUGUCGAGGAGAAGCACCCCAAAGCGAAGCCGGCGGAGCUCGAGCCGCCGCCCAUGUCGCCGCCGCGGAAGGAGAAGCCGCCGAUGGACAUGCACAUGCCGAUGCCAGCAUCACCACUUCCGCCACCGCCAGUGAAGGAAAGAUCGCCGCCGCUGCUAAUGCCGGCGAGGCCGUGUGAUCAGCCGCCGGUGGAGUACGUGAUCCCGACGGUGGAGAUCCCGUCGUGGCCGGCGCCGCCGGUGGGCCCGUGUGGGUGCCCCUGCUGCGCACCGUGCUACCAGGGCUACUACGAGGGGUGCCGGUGCUGCAGCUGCGGCCGGGCGUACGCGCCGGCGCCGGCGGCGUGCGGCGGGUACAGGGGCUGCCGGACCUUCAGCGACGAGGACCCCACGGCGGCGUGCACCGUCAUGUGAUCUUCAGUGGAGUCUGUCUUAGUAGUAACACAAGUUCUGCACAGUGGCUAUACGUCUAUUAUUGGAGUUCUCACCUUGUGGCUUUGCGUGGAUUAAAUUGGAUUUUCAAUGAAUUUUGCACAGAAUGGGAUGAAUUCGGAAUGGCCAUGUUUAACUGAUUAUGAUAGAUUCGUGGAACAAAUAUAGUUGAUUUUUGAGGGAAAGCAUGUAUAAAUCUCAAUGUCUCAAAUCUGAGUGAAGUACUGAACACUGAAGAUUGAUGUGCUA